This is a messenger RNA of Chara braunii, 819 nucleotides long. The record is from the annotation of a GenBank genome assembly. Lineage: Eukaryota; Viridiplantae; Streptophyta; Charophyceae; Charales; Characeae.
GGAAGUGCAAUGGCACGGUCGAGAGCGUGUCAAAGCUGGUCGACAUGUUGAAUGGCUGGAAGAUGAAGUCGAAUGAGGGCGUUUCGGUGGAGGUGGUGGUAGCUCCAUCCUCCGAACAUCUCCCGCUGGUAAUGAGCAAGCUCGGCAAGGAUGUCCACGUGGCAGCACAGGAUUGUUGGGUGGAGAAGGGAGGUGCUUUCACCGGGGAAUCUAGCGCCGAACAGCUUGCGGGCCUCGGCAUUUCCUAUGUCGUCACGGGAAACUCCGACAGAAGACUUAUCUUGAAAGAGAGCAAUGAAGUCGUUGCUCAAAAGUGUGCCUACGCACUCAGCAAGGGGUUGAAGGUGAUCCUGUGUAUGGGAGAGACGCUUGAGGAGAGGGAGGCGGGAAAUACGAUGAAGGUGUGUGAAGAGCAGCUGCAGGCCGUGCAGGCGGCCAUAGGUCAGGGGGACUGGGAGAACUUGGUCAUCGUUUAUGAGCCCGUGUGGGCGAUGGGUACGGGGAAAGUAGCCACCCCUGAAGAGGCAGGGAAGGUGCACCUGGAAAUAAGGUGUUGGCUGACCGAUCAGAUCAGUAACGAAGUGGGAGAGAUAACGCGUAUCAUCUAUGGAGGAUCUGUCACGGCAGCGAACUGUGAAGAACUGGCAAGACAAGACCACGUGGAUGGUUUUCUCGUCGGCGAAGCUUCGCUGAAGCCGGAGUUCAUCGAUAUCAUCGUCAACUCCGCCAUGGUGAAAGAGGAGGAGGGGCAGGAAUGUUACAUUUAGUGAACAGACAUGGGUUCAAACCCUGAUGGAAUCAGAUGAACACAACAAUGUA